UUCAGAUCUUUGGUAGAUCUCUUCAAAAUAAAAAAUUGGAUUAUUGAUUUCGUUCCCCUUUGUUUACGUAUAUGAUCUGAUAUCUUAAAAGAGGUCAUCGAUCAGAUGCAAGGGGAAAAUAUUGAAGGCAGCGCGGGGACGACGCAUCCUGCAUGCGCUGCAUGCAAGCAUCAAAGAAAGAAGUGCACCGAGGAAUGCGUAUUGGCACCCUAUUUUACAGCGGAUAGAAGGAGAGAAUUUGAAGCCGUUCACAAGGUUUUCGGCGUCGGCAACGUGACAAAGAUUGUGAAAAGUCAAAGGGAGGAAGACCGGAAAAUAGCGGUGGAUUCCUUAAUAUGGGAAGCUUCGUGUAGGCAGAAAGAUCCGAUCUUGGGUUCUUAUGGAGAGUAUAGAAAGGUUUAUGAUGAGCUUAACCUGUGCAAAAGGCAAAAUUACCAAAAUCAAGUGAUGCAAUUAUCAGGGCAAUGGGGUAGUACUACAGGCUACAAAGCGGCACCGGGAUUGAAUAUUGGAUGGAGUGCUGGGAGUAAUGGCAUAAAUAAUAAGGGACUGAAUAUUAACUCGUUGAGUUGCAUUCAUGAUAAUGAACAGUACGGCAUCGUUGAUCCUUCUAAUCCGUAUUCUUAUACAGCUUUAAAUUAUGAAGAUAGAGCAGCAAAGCAAGAAAAUCAUGGUGGUGGUGUUCCACUCAUGCAGCAGAACUCGAUCGAUGGAUUAAUUAACCAACAAUACUAUGUUCCAGGUCAAUUUAAUUAGCCCCGCCCAUCAAUGGCAAGACGACAGAUCAGAUCAUCAUAUGCCACGAUUGUUUUUUGGUUCCGGACCGAUCAAAGGCAAUAAUUGAAUAAUAUUCAUUUUUUCCG
Messenger RNA from Juglans regia (Persian walnut), 863 nucleotides. Its product is annotated as LOB domain-containing protein 2-like. Bases 106 to 756 code for a protein of 216 amino acids. The transcript has 3 exons. The record is from RefSeq and is a predicted model, not a curated record. Lineage: Eukaryota; Viridiplantae; Streptophyta; Magnoliopsida; Fagales; Juglandaceae.